Molecule: messenger RNA, 7265 nt
Organism: Durusdinium trenchii
Lineage: Eukaryota; Dinophyceae; Suessiales; Symbiodiniaceae
Source: the annotation of a GenBank genome assembly
AUGAUGGUCCCAGAUGGUGCAUCGUCUUCCAAUGCCAACCAGGUCGAGGCUCAGCAGGCAGAAGUGGUCGGGCAGCCCUCCACCAUGGUCAAGGUUGCAGUGCCCACUGGCGCCACGCCGGGACAACAGAUCAACUUCACCUUGCCCAACGGCCAGCGUGUGACCACCUCGGUGCAGGAAGGAGUUCAGCCCGGGACUGUCCUGACCGUCGCAGUGCCCAGCAUGCCAGAACGCGUGGCUGCGGCUCCAGCGGCCUUCUCCACGGACGACCAUCUGGCCCAAGCACGAGAGGCCUUGCUCCCGCGCCCCACUGUUGUGAACGCCGUAGAGGCGGACCAACGCUGUGCGACCUUUGGUUGGAUCGUCUAUGGCUUGAGCUUCUUGGUCUGUUGCCUGUGCAGCUUCCCGGUGGCGCUGUGCAUUUGGGGCAUCGUGGCCUUGGACUACUUCUGCAAGCCUUACGAGGAGCGGCAGCGCCGCCCGCGCUCCUAUGCUCCCGCCUGCGCCUCCCUCGUCACCGCCAGCACCCUUUGCGGCCUGUGCCUGUGCUUGGCCCUCCUGGCGAUGAUGGGCAUGGCCUUUGUGGCCAUGUUCUGUGCCACGGACACGAACAAGACUGAGAUGUGCACAGUGGCCGCGGGCGUGUGGGGCGCGGGUUCCGUGGGGUGUUCCGCGGUCCGGAUGGAAGAGGCGGAGAGCGAAGCGUCGAGCCUGUGGGGGAAUGAUGAGCAAAGUGGCUCUGAGGCGUCCGACGAGGCGAAAGACUCUUCUUCCGCGGAGCCCGACGAGGCGAAGGACGAGCCGGAAGGCUCCAGCGAGGGCUCCAGCGAGGAAGGCCCCCCGAGCUCCGUCACCACGCUCCUGCCCGGCGGGCCGAGCGGCCGCCGCUCCUCCGUGCGGGCGGCGUCCGCCCGCGGAGGGGGGUUCGGCGGCAGCUUUGGGCACGGAGUCAAGGACCUGGUGGAGAUGAUGAACGCGUCGCUGAGCGUGGCCGAGGAACAGACGAAGGUGGACCUCCGGGAGGAGGAGUUCACGACGCCUGUGCCGUCGCUGCACAGCCUCCUGACCGAAGACCGCGGCGUUGGCGCGCCCGCGCCCAACCACGCGGGGAUCUUCGCGCCGCGCGCGAAGAAGCACGCCGGCGGGUGGCGAGAUCCCAAGAGCAGGCAGCAGCACUUCAUGAGCUUCGAAGCGUUGGCCUUGGGCAUGGGGCGACAUGAGAAGUCCAAGCGCAAGGAGACCCACGCCGAGAAGAGUUGGGGAGAAAUUGCUGGAAAGCUGGCGUAUGUCUUGACGAAAGUGGAUCAGGUGGUGCCCCCCUCGAAGCGCAGUCUCUUGAACGAAGCGCUGGGCGACCGCUCCGACGACGCGCCGGCCACGUCGCGGUCGUUGCGGUCGCUGCGGUCCGCUGGAUCGGCUGAGUUGCUGGAGAAGGUGGUGGAGUCGAGGGGGACCUUGGGAAGUGCCUUUCACUCUCUUCUCCACCGCGAUCCCAUGAGAAUGCUCAAGGAGGCGCUGGCGGCGCGCCUGGAAGGCAGCGGAGGGCUCUUUGCGCAGCAAGAGGAGACGGGACAACUCGAGAAGGACAUCAACCUGCGAGAGCAUCAGCUGGACAACCCUGAGAUGGUGGAUAUGCUCCUGCAGCGCUGGUUCGCCCAGCGUAGCUUCUGCGUGAAGAACGUGGGGGAUCGACGGCAGUUGGCGGAGACCUUCUGGAAGGUUCAACGGAAUUCCAAGCGGGCGCAAGGCCGCCGCUAUGUGCCCAAGAAGUCCAUCCGUGGGAAGCUGACCAGCACGGCCAGCCCGUUGCGCUCGUCCUCCUCGCUCUUCGUGGAUAAGAUGGAGACGGGCGCGGUGGAGGCGGAUCUCACCACGGAACGUGGGGUUCUGCUGGAGAUCAAGCGCGCCAUGAUCAAGCUGAAGCGGAAGUGUCGAGUGCUGGAGGGGCAAUGGGUAGAGGUGCCCCGAAUGACCCUGCCACGGCUGCAGAAGCGGUGCCGGGUGCUGCAGCUCAAGGUGGAUGAGACCUUCAGGCAAACGGAGAUUAUCAGGAAGAAGCUCUUAGAGGCCGACGAGCGGUGGACGCGGAUGCGCGAGGGCUCCGAGCCCACGCUGCUGGACCUGGAAUUGGAAGCUUGGGACAUUCGUGUGGAGCUGGCGAAGAGCGUCAUCCGAUGGGUGCGGAAGGAUCGCAAAGAGGCUCAGGUGGAAUGGAAAGCACAAAUGGCCAAGUACCACCAGGACAAGGUUCGAAGACGCGUCAAUUUCGAGAUGGCCGUGCACCGUUGGCGGGAAGAUGGCUGUCAGGCCCAGGUGAAUAGCAAUCCCUGGAAAAGCUCCUUGGCCUUCACCCCUGACGCCGUGAAGCUCGCCGACCUGGAGGGUGGCUUGCCGCGGCGCGUGCAGAUCGAGACAGCCUUGGCGGUCGCAGGGAUCACAAGGGGUCAGCUGAUCAAUCAGGAGAAGUUGAUCGACAAUCCAAACCGGCCGUUGACCAAUAGCUGGGAGCUCCUCCGAAGACAGUACAUGAACUACACUACUUUGCUCGAGGCGCAGCUCGAACUGUGGCUCCGGGGGGAGUGGCUCGGUCCCGUGUGGCGCAGCGUGCACGACGUCAGCGGGCAAUUGGUCACCUCCAUGGAUGAGGUCUCCGAGCAGCUGGCCACGCUGCGCGGCCGUGCGGAGCGCGACGUGCGGAGCCACGGAAGCGGCGACGCGAGGAACCUGGUGGCGAACCUCGGAGUGCCCGGCAGUGGGACGGUGCGCAGCCUGGCGCGGGGCAGCAGCUUCCGGACACGGAGCAGUGUGGCAGCGGGUGAUAGCAGGAAGUCGAUGAAGGUGAAGGAAGGCAGCCGUCCCGAGGUACGGAUGGAAGAAGCCCUCACCGCUGUCAUCGUCCACGCAGAGAAGGAACAUGCCUUCCUCCGCACCUUGACUGCCACGAAUGGCGAGCUGGCGGAGCUGGGCCGCUGUGGUGCGGAGCUCUCGGCGCUAGCGGCGCGGAGGCCCUUCACCUACGAGGAGCUCUGCGAGAGGUGCGAAGGCAGCUUCGGAGGCGGCGACGGACCGAGCUCUUCGGCCUCGCUGCGGGCGGUGCCGCCGACGCUGACCUUCGAGCUGUUGGAGCAGGGCAUUGAUCAGCCGGUGAAGGUGAUCCGCCGAAUCACACGGCUAUUGCAGAUCAAUUGGACGACCUAUUUGGUCAAGUGGGAAGUCAUCAUCUCCAAGUACAAAGCCGCCAGGGAGUCGUAUUUGGAGCACUUGGCAAGGCAGGACGAGCUGGCGAAGCAGCAACUCAUCCGAGACUUAAAGGAGAAGCCUCACCUCAAACAGGAGCUUUUGCAGAAGUCCUUGACAAAGAUGAGGGAAGCUGAGGAUAAAUUCUACAACGACAACGUGCAACCGCAGUUGCGCAGGUACAAGGCGGUGAAAGACAGCGUGUCGGAACUUCAGCGAAAACUCCAGGAGUUGAAGGCUAAGACACAAGACUUGCAGCAAAAUGUGUCCUUGUGCUUCACUCGGUCUUUAGAACUCGAAAGUCACGACGACCUCUUGCGGAGGUAUCAAAGCGAGCUGGAGGAUGAGAGACGGAGGGAAAGCGAGGUGAAUCGGCAGGUGGAAGAGGCCCAAGUGAGAUGGCGAUCAUCGAAGAUGCGGAUGAAGCCCAAUCUGGAGGAACUCAUCCCGGGCCAUCACAUCUUGGAGCAGUUGCAGGAUCCAAAGGCUCAGGAGAAGUUGGAAGAGAUUUUCUUCUUGAACGAGGCCACCCAGCCUCAAAGUGUCUUUUCGGAAAGAGAGCUUCUUGCCUGGAGACGUCGAGGGGAGCCGACCGCGGAGCCGACCGCGGAGGCGGCGAAGCGCCGUGCGGAGGCGCCGGCGGACCGUGCGGAGGCAGCGCACCGCGCGGCGACGCGCGAGUUGCUGCGGCUCUUGAAAGCGCUGUGGCCGCCCGAGGACGUCCAGGAGCCUGACCCACACGUCAGCGCCUUGGCACCGCCCAGUCCUUCAGUGCGAAGUCGGUCCGGCAGCCGACGCAGCUCGAAGGCAGAGACCCCUGCAGCACCUGCAAGUGCCGUGGACACUGCCGUCAUGCAGCCGGAGGCCCCGCCUCCCGUACUGCACCAGUCGGAUACAGAUGCGGGUGCCGGCGUGGCGGGCGCGGAGGCUGCCACGGGCGCGUCGGAGGCGCCGCCAGUGGCGAGUACAGAGCAAGAGCAAUACACAAGGGAGACGCAGAAGCCAAGCAUCGGCAGGAGGCUCUCGUGGCAAGUGCCUCAAGUGCCCCAAUCGCCUUCUUUGACUUCAAGCUUAAAGAGUGAAGAGACCAAAGACUUGGAUGAACGAAAUCCUCCUCAGGACACCAGCGCAUGUGGUGAUGAGACCGUGCCCGUCAUGCCCGUCGUGCCCGUCGUGCCCGUGGUGCCCGUGGUGCCCGUCGUGCCCGUCGUGCCCGCGACGCCAACGACGAGAGGAGAGCAGAGCAAGGCGCUGCCGCUGCCGCCCGUGGGCGAGAAGGACGUCGAGCAGAAGGAGGUCGAGCGGAAGACGAAGGAUCCGCAUCCCACCAGAACGAAGGAGCGAAUGGCCAGUGUCAGCUCGGCUGUGGAACCGCCGGUGGCAGCUCCUUCGACCCUGGCUGCAGCUCCUGCGGCCCCUCGAAGUGAUCCAGAAGUGAUCCAGAUACAGGAUUUGCCCAAGUCGAAUCGUAUGGCAAAGCACAACAGCGAUAACAUGGAGCAGGGUGAUGUUGCUGUGUCGGAGGACUUCAAACCAGAUCAGCUUGGGAAGGAUGAGCAGAGUGAGCUGGCCGAAGAGGAGAUUGGAGGUCCAGAUCAUCUCGAAGAGAGUGACUCGGAGCGACCACCGCACGAAGACGUGGCAAGCGAAGACGUUCUUCGAAUCGCCGUGCCCAGCGAUUCGCCGAUGGCGAGGAGUGAUCCGGGCGACAGCCAUGCGGUGUCCCCCAAUUCCGAGCGUGGAGCUCGAGCUGAAGUGAAGCUUCCACAGCGAGAACAAAGAAGCGAAGUGCAGCUUCCUGAGAAGAGAGAACUAGAGAGACUAGAGAGAUCUCAAGAUGAAGAAAAUCAGAUGCCAAUCGUGGUUGAUGUGGUUGAUGCUCCCGCGUCACCCGACCCGAUCGACGGGUCCGGCGCCAUCGGCGCCCGCCCCUCGGUGCACUUCGGCGACCCCGCGGGAACACCCGGCCGCGGUGCCCGCCGCUCGGUGCACCCGCGCCGCGGGGCGUCGAUGCGCUGGUCACGCGCGGUGACGGAGCAGGAGGACGAGACGUCGGUGAGUUUGUGGAUGAAGCAGGUGAGCCAAGCGCUGCUGAUGCACAGCGAGGUGGCAGUCGAAAUCGAAGCUGCACCUAAGGCUUCGACCACCCGCGCGCUGGCGCGGCUCCAGUCGCGCCGCCACUCGCGGCGCUCGCAGCUGGCGCCGCAAACCGAAGGGAGCAAGCUAGAAGGGCUGGUGGAGGCACUGAAAGCCACGAGUGCGGCUGGUGUGACUAGCGUGCCAAGGAAGAGGUUUUCCGCCCAACGGCCUCGGACCUCGCCCGCCGCAGACUUCGCCCUCGAGCCGUCGCUCUCGGUCGCGGCGUCGGCGGCGUCGGCGGUGCCGCGGGGCGUGGCCCCGCGGGGUCGUGCUGGUUCCAAGAGGAGGUGGAACAGGUGGACGAGUGGGAAUCUUGAAAGAAGGCAGACUGCACCGUCGAGGCUAAGUCUUAGUCGAGUGAGUCCCGCAUUGACGACUACCACCGCACAGUUCCGAGAUCGGCUGCCAACGAGAUCCUUUCACGGUGCUGGAAAACCCAUGGAUCCAGGUCUGGAGGCUUUCUUGUGGGGCCAAGUCACUCAAUCUAAGUUGUCAGCGCGCCAGCGAUGGCGACGGCUGCUGCAUGGGGAGUCUGGGACAGCCUCCGAGACCAACUUCGGUCAGCUGGAGACCAAGGCCUUGGGCUGGAGCCGAGCGCCUGCACUGUCAGCCGAGCGCCUGCCAUCGAAAUCUGCCAAGGAGGAGGGAGCGCUGGAGUUGAUGGUCCGUGGCGCCAGCCGCGGAGCGAGCGGGCGCGUGUUGAUUGGGGAGGGCCCUUGAGGCGCUCUGGGAAGCUUGCAACAGUGACUGCAGGACUGGUGCAGGCACCUGGACAGAUGUGGGGCCAUGAGAUUGCCGGAAGAUCUGAGUGAUGUUGGUGGCGAGCCUCGAAGAAUGUGGAAUUUUCACAUGCCCAGCAUGAGACAGGCUGAAGCCGAUCGAAGAAAACCCUGAAGGGCUCGGAGUGGCCAGUACAGCGACUGGUGAUCUGAAGCGAUAUCUGAAUAAAGACGCUCCAAGGCUUUUCUCAGUUCCAAGAGAAGCUGCAUGUGGAGGAGAAGGCGUUUCCCCGAGAAACGGCCCUCAGGCCCUGCCCCUUGAUUUGGGCUCGGCCAGCUUGACCACCUCCGCCGGUGGGCGGCCAUCAUUCGCCUCGGACACGUGUUGGAGGGGAUGGCCAAGUACUUCCAGGAUGCCCGUACGGGAGAAAAAAAGCAGAAGGAAGUGCGGCCUCCGUCUCGACGAGACGAGCGGAGAUGAGACGAGAGAUCGGAGACGAGCGGAGAUCGGUCGGAGUCCGCUAAGAUGAUCUGUGGUCACCGGCGCUUCCUGGCGUGGCGUGGCGGCGGAAAAGUGAACACCGCAACAUCAGAAGUGCCAGAAGCGUAUUUGUAUAUCGCUGCUUGUUGUAACAGCCACUGAUGACAUGCUCGCAGCCACUGGUGCUCGUCACCAUCCCGUCUAGAUCGAGAUCAAGUGGAGGGAGGAAAGCCAGAAGGAGAACCACCACCAAACGUUUUUGGCAGCAAUGUUUCUACAUGGAGCCAGCAGAUCUCGAACUGGGGAUUGUGACCCAAGCAAAGCCCAAAGAGGCUGCAGACAACCAGCAGGGUGUGGAGUGAGGAGGGACAGCAAGUCAGGUCUCGAGUUCGGCAGGUUCGGUGCCCUUUUCGACCUUUGGGAGGAUCUAAAUAACUCUGGACAGGUGACCAUUGUAGAAGUUACUUCAAAGUAGUUCCCCUUUCUCGUUUGUCAACACACCUGGAGCGUCACCAAGUUUGCAACGUGUCCGGGCUGGCUGAGAUCUUCUGCGAAUGCAAAGAUCCGGCACAGGAUCCGCUGCACGUCCCCGCGCGGCUGAACCGUCGGCACGACCCACAUAGGCCCGACGGUCGGACGGAACGGCGGUUUCACGGCCGAAAAGAGUGACUCGUGUGGGACUCGUUGUG